UAUGUCACUUUUGGUUGAGGUGGAGGGGGCUCUCACUGAUUGUUCAAUAAUAUAUAUGUCAUGUAUUGACGUAAAGUGAAGAGCCCAUAGUCUUUAUAUUAGUCUUGCAAGUGGCUCUGUAGUUAGAGCGCUGCGUUGCUUUCUCGUCAUGUUUUGGAUUAUAUCCAGUUUUAUACACAUGCUUUUCUUUAGUGAAGUGUUAAAUUUGCUUUUCAAGACAUUUUGAAGAAAAACCGAUUUUGAAUUAGAUCUGAUAGUCCGCUGACAAAAUAGGACUUUCCAUUCUAUUCAGAGCAAGAACUUCAACUGGAGGAGAGAAAUGAAUCAGAUCUAAGUGUGUGUUUAGCCUUGGCAACAGUAGAUCUCUGAGAAAUAUCGCAAACUAAAAACAAAUGUCAGAAUCUAUUGUGAUCUAUGGAGCCGAUACAAUACAAAUAUUAUUAUUAAAUUAAUGAUUCACUUUUUAUUCUAUUUAUUAUAAAAAAAGAAGACAAAAAAAGUGUUUAUUUUUUCUCAUGAUUUCACAAAGAGGAACUAACUCCUAUGACAAAAACUAUUAGAAGAUCAAGAGAAGUUUGUUCCCCUGAAAAAGCCCCAAGAGAAAUAUAGGUCUAUAAACAAUACCUACACUGGUGAAGCUGAAGGAGCCUACUGCCUGAAUACUUAAUGGUGCUUUACAAGUUCAGGUACUACCAGCCCGAUGAACUUGAUGGGGUCGGUAGGGAGCACCAAGACUCUCCCCGGCGAAGUUUGAGGUAUGGCCAAUACGACCAUAGCAAUUACGGUCGUAGGUAUGAUUCGGAGCCUUCCACCACCGUGGUCACGUCCAACACCCCACGUGGGGACACCCCUCCCAUUUUCCACGAGGUGACCCCAAGGACGCGUGACGCCCACAAACGCCGCAGACGUGACCAGCCCAGGCAGUUUGACCACCACGUGGGUCACAUCCACUACAUCUCGCCACGGUCGGAGCCCCCGGUCACUUACGGCGUCCCUCACCAAGGUCAGCCCCAGGAGAUGAUGAUACUAAAGACUAGAGCAAACAGCCUGACGGAACCCAGGAUAACACUGUUCGCGAACAGGAAACCCAAGAGAAUAAGACGGUCACACAGUGAGGACCACGUGUGUCCAGUGAAGUCCAGCAAAGCUAUUCCAUCAAUGUACUAUGACGAGCUUCGGUGCCCUCAGUGUGCUGCCCACAUUCAGACGUCACAGGAGGAGGUACUCGCCUACCCUUGGACUGCCCAGAGUUACAGACCCAACCAAUACAAGAGCAAUGGAGUGGAGAGAUGGCAGGCGAGGGACAACAGAUUGAGUCUUGAAGAUGUGCAACUUCCUGACACGAACGAAACCAAGGAGAAUAACUCGAUUGCUGAACACGCAUCAUAUAACAGCGGAGCUCGGAGUAGUGUCCCUUUGUCUGAAAAGAACGAUGACCGUUCAAUGGAGGGUGCCAGGAAUAAACAGUUCAAGACGAAAGGGACAAACAGAGGUCAACUUGCAGCCAGACAAGAACCCAAAGCAGCUAAGACGAGUACACAUGGAGCUAGAAAUGUUGCUGUUGCAGCUGAUGGCGCCAGGGUGGAUGUUCCCAAGGCAAGAAGCGUCGGUGACUUCACUGACUACGCUGAAAUUAGCAAAAAGUCAAGAGCUGCAAACUCCACAAUGAACAGGAUUCCGUAUUCGCCCCCACCCAGGGAGCCGCUUUCACCUGUCACUAGGCAGCCUCUGUCUGUCAUUAACGGGCAGACGUUUAGCCAGAGCCGAGGGGUCAGAGAUGACCAGGUCUCUGAACUGACUCCUCUAAAGCCAAUGUUUAGACCAGACAAUAUGGCACCAGUCAGAUCUGAGUUUAGAACCGAUGGAUUCUCUAACAAACCUUACUUGGCACAGAGCUUGUCAAGGUACAAUGCAAGGUUUGAUGAUGUUUCUCUGGUCAAGGAAGACGACGUCACGCCUUUUGACAGCAUCAGCAACGUUAUGCUUCCCCCGUUGAGGGCAAGCGAAAGUGAGUCCAUUCUAAACAGACCAACUGCAAGAACCAGGGCAGCUACGGAAGUAGACAACUCCUAUACAAGGAAUAAGUACUUUCAAAGUCUUGACCAGAACCUGCCCAAGAAGGUGGUCAUCCCGACCCCACGUCCAAAGAAAGACACGGCCAGUGAAAUAUCCCGGAUGUUGAAAGGGGAAUACUACGACAGACGUACAGGCAAACUUUAUGAGUACAACAUUAACUACUCGCCUAGAAAGAUUCACAGUGAGAGACAUCCUAACAGAUAACUCGACAGUACUAGACACACACAUCGAGCUACACAACCAUUAAGCGUUUAUUUAUAAUUAAUCAGAAGACAAGACCAGAAGCAAAGACAAGAAAAGAAGACCAGACAUCUUUAACAAGCGAGUACUUUUAUACAGCCCAGUCUAGUCACUAGUCACGGGCAGAGUGUUUGAGCAGACCAGCGUUAUAACAGAUUAACCUUUUCACCAAAUUUCGGCACAGAUCAAAGUUCAGGAAAAUGAAUAUAAUAAUAAACAAAUAAAAAAGGCAAUGAGACUACUUCCAAUAAAGCGUUAGAAAACAUCGAGAAGGGACGAGUGUUUGACACUUCGCUCCUAAUUGGCGCUCCUGGGCCUAGCGAAACUGUAUUUAUAUGCAUAGUUCGAUUGUAUGUUGUAUUGGCGCCUCAAGACAGGACCAUUUUUUUUUACCCUCUAGCUCAUCAUUCCUUAGUGCACCAAAGAUUUGAAAAAAAAAAAAAAAACUUGCAUUCUUAGAUUUGUACUAUCAAGUGUACAUUUAAAAAACAACAAAAUGCAGCAAGAGAGAAUAAGCGAGAUGAAGAAAUGUGGAAGCGAGAUGAAGAAAUGUGGAAGCGAGAUGAAGAGAUGUGGAAGCGAUGAAGAGAUGUGGAAGCGAGAUGAAGAAAUGUGGAAGCGAGAUGAAGAAAUGUGGAAGCGAGAUAGUGAAACAUAAAAGAAACAUGCAAGAAAACAAAAAAGAAAAAGACUGGGAGAGAAUAAGAAAUUAGUAAAGGAAAUAAACAGCGUCUAGGACUCCAUAUUGAAAGAAACAGUUGCCAACUAAACAAUGAAGUUACUUUUGUGUUACAAGCGAAAAGAACUGAGAAAAUUAAUUCUACAGUGCUGAAAAGUGCAUCAAAAUUAUAAUAUGUUCGCUUAUCAAUAGUUCCCCUUUUUGUAUACUCCGGAUACACCAAAAAGGCUUGCUAUUUAUAGAUUUGCUGCUGUACAUAUGAAAAUCUAUAAGAAAAAAAGUUCUAUUAGACUGUUUCUCAUUAGAUCGACUAAUUAGCCAAACAGUUUCUGGCUGUUUAAUAUUUGACGCUGUCCAAAAUAAAAAUAAUUACGUGCUAGUUUCUAUGUUUCAUUUGUUGUGAAGUAAUGUUUCUCAUCUUGCCAAGACGUGAUUUAUCUCAGCUGCUCAUAAAUCGCCCUAAAAUUCUCAACCUAAGAAAAACUGGAAAUCUAAAAAAAUAGUGCAUGGCAUGCUGGGAUAGAUGCCAGUUGAGCUCACCAGUAGAGCGUCUGGAGAUGUGUCUGAUGCUAGAGUCUACGAAAGAGUCACUUCCCCCUGGUAUCAAGCCACAGCCAUUUGAAUUCCUUAAAGAUCGAGAGGGUGGCUUUGAUCAUUGAUUGCCCCACUUCCUCUGCCUGUUACGUGUUGUACCACUGAUUCAAAAAGUGGCACCCAUGUAUUAUACCAAGCUCUAGAUUUCCCGUGAAUGUUGUUUGGCUUACUGGUUCGCACAAUGGUAUUUUACGGAACUGUGAGAAGUGAGAACCAUCAAUGUUCAGAAAAGAAAGACUUUGAGUAGUUAGUAUGUAAUAAUAAAAUGGUUCUUAUGUAUGAAUGUAAUCGCUACUAUGUAAGGAUGUAAUGAUUUUAACGUAUGGGUGUAAUAGCUAUUAUAGAAGGAUGUCAUGACAUUAUGUUAGAAUGUAAUAACUCUUAUUUAUGGCUGAACUGGACACAGUCUUUAGAUGUAUUCAGAAUCAUACCUACAUAAUGUAUACAUUUUAUGUUAGUACUUUGUAUUUUGGUAUACAUGUACUUCAUAUAUUUGUUAUGAAUUACCGCUAAAUGACUUGUUGAAACUAUAACUAUAACAUUUGGUUUACAUGCAUAUGACCUCAUGUUUUUUUUUUAAAUUCCUCUUUCAAAUUUAUGGGUGGACGGCCACUGCUUGUGUGGAUGGACAUAAAUUAGUGCUAUUGUCAUAGACAUUUCACAGUUUAUAUAUAUAUUUUGGGAAAAGGUUACUAGCUAAUAGGCCAUGCAAAGAAAACUGUGGUUUGACUGUUAUAAUUUUUCAAAAUAAAAUCAUCUUUAAAUUUAAUUUGUUCUAUUUUGAACACGCGUCAGUGGCGAUUCCCUAAUGUCUUUAGUAAAGAGUGGAUUAAAUUAAUAGACCCUCAGAAAAAUUGUGCGCAUUGUCUUAAAACUGCUAGAAAUAAUGUCUACAUUUUAUUAAUACAAAAUAUCAAUACUAUAUCUUGAACUAGAUCCAGUAUUAUUGUCUACACUACUGUCUUUUAAUGUUUCCAAGUCUAGAUCUACAUCUCUAGGCUAGAAUUUGUCUAUACUUAGAGUAGAUCUAUACAUAAGCGUAAACAGUUUUUUUUUGGUGUGUGUUUGGGGGGUGGGAUGAGUUUUGUUUAUUCUAGAGCCUAUGUUAGUGUAAUUUCUAUUCCCAACAAGAAACAGUUUUCAUGUUCAUGUCUGGUUCUAGUGUCUUGUUCUAAUGUCUUGUUCUAAUGUCUUGUUCUAAUGUCUGGUUCUAAUGUCUGGUUCUAAUGUCUGGUUCUAAUGUCUGUUUCUAAUGUCUGGUUCUAAUGUCUUGUUCUAAUGUCUUGUUCUAAUGUCUAGUUCUAAUGUCUGGUUCUAAAUGCCUGGGUCUAAUGUCUGGUUCUAAUGUCUGGUUCUAAUGUCUGGUUCUAAUGUCUGGUUCUAAUGUCUUGUUCUAAUGUCUGGUUCUAAUGUCUGGUUCUAAUGUCUGUUUCUAAUGUCUGGUUCUAAUGUCUUGUUCUAAUGUCUUAUUCUAAUGUCUUGUUCUAAUGUCUGGUUCUAAAUGCCUGGGUCUAAUGUCUGGUUCUAAUGUCUGGUUCUAAUGUCUGGUUCUAAUGUCUGGUUCUAAUGUCUGGUUCUAAUGCCUGGUUCUAAUGUCUGGUUCUAAUGUCUGGUUCUAAUGCCUGGUUCUAAUGUCUGGUUCUAUUGUCUGGUUCUAUUGUCUGGUUCUAAAUGCCUGGGUCUAAUGUCUGGUUUUAAUGUGAUUCCAAGAGUUUGUUCUUAUUUCUGUCUUAUUGUAUGUUUGUGUCGAGAUGAAACGAUACUAACAAAGUGUAUUACAUAUGAAUUGACACUUAAGUAGUACAAAAAUGUUAUAAUUCUGAGAAUUUUUAAAUAUUUUUUGUCAUGUUGUUUUUUAUCUGUUAGUAUUUCUGCACUCGCUCUCCCUGAGACAAUUAAAAACGGAUGCUAUCUGUGGAUGAAAUAUCUGUGACGUGAGAAUGGAAUGCUUGCAUGUUCAUUUGUUUAAGAUUGUAAUGAAUCUUUAUCGCCACUUGAAAUUUUCACUAUAAAUUUAAAAUACUGUAA
Biomphalaria glabrata is the source of this 5617-nucleotide messenger RNA. RefSeq lists its product as uncharacterized. The transcript has 8 exons. The coding region runs from base 667 to 2280 and encodes 537 amino acids. NCBI's taxonomy places the organism in Eukaryota, Metazoa, Mollusca, Gastropoda, Planorbidae. The record is from RefSeq and is a predicted model, not a curated record.